Salpingoeca rosetta is the source of this 1094-nucleotide messenger RNA. RefSeq lists its product as uncharacterized. Bases 92 to 946 code for a protein of 284 amino acids. NCBI's taxonomy places the organism in Eukaryota, Choanoflagellata, Craspedida, Salpingoecidae. The record is from RefSeq and is a predicted model, not a curated record. The transcript has 4 exons.
AACGACGCCAAAGAGCGAGAAGCAAACAACAAAGUGAAGCACGCACGCACACACACACACGCACACACACACACACACACACACAUAGAGUAUGGCUGAUGAUGACGAUCUUCCACCUCCUUUGGAGGACAUGGAGGAAGAGCUUGCGCUGCUGGGGAAGCUGCGGCAGCUGAAACAAGCCACUGCAACGACACCGAGCUCAUCGUCUUCGGCAAGAACAACCACCACCAAGCACACCGCGAAGAGCAGCAGUGGCACGCCAACAAAUGCGGCGACAAAGUCGUCCACAGCCACUGCACGGCCAACAAAGGCAACUACCAGCAGCAACACAUCAACCACACAGAGGAAGCAGGCAACAAAGAGCAAGAGCAGCGCGAAAAGUGGCAGCAGUGGCGGCGGCGGCGGCGGCGGCUUCUUUGGUGGCUUCUCCAAAGGGUUCCUAUCUGGCGGACUGGGCAGCGACAGCAAGCCAGCGAAGAAGAAGACGGCGCAGAGCAGACAGAAGAGGGCAACAACAGCACCCAAGAAAAAGGUGGAGGAGAUUGAGACGAUUCGGCCCAAGGCGUCGGCGAAGGACACGCCCGUUGGCGUGCUGCCUGAGGUCCAAGAGUCUCUUCGUGAAGCGACGCCGUUUCUCGAGCGGACAAAGGAUCAGUGGCUGAACGCGGACCUCCUCAAGCGGUUUCAAAGCAACCCUUUCCUUCUCCAGUGUCUGUCAGACCCAUCGUUUGUUGAAGCACUGUCGGACUUUCAGAAGGACCCUGCAGCAGCAAAGAAGAAAUACGCAAACAACGACAAGGUGCUCCGGUUCUUCAAGGAGUAUUUCAAGGUGAUGGGCGCCCACUUCACAGAGCUGGGCGACAAGGAGGACCAAGAGAAACAACAACAGCAGCAGCAACAGCAACAACAACAGGGGGUGGAUGUGAAGUUUCCAGCCCCGCAGUGAGGCGUGAAUACGUGUGGUGGUGUCCUGUUGUGCUGUACACCAUUUCGUUUGUGUCGUAUCGUGGUCGGUCGUCGUUUACACGCACACACAGCAGUGUUUGCGAUUAUACGUUUGUACAGAGGUCGCAAUAAACAAACACACAAGGUAA